Messenger RNA from Leguminivora glycinivorella, 972 nucleotides. It is a transcript of the gene slx1, whose product is annotated as structure-specific endonuclease subunit SLX1 homolog. Gene Ontology annotation, cellular component: Slx1-Slx4 complex. Gene Ontology annotation, molecular function: 5'-flap endonuclease activity; crossover junction DNA endonuclease activity. Lineage: Eukaryota; Metazoa; Arthropoda; Insecta; Lepidoptera; Tortricidae. The coding region runs from base 96 to 941 and encodes 281 amino acids. The transcript is spliced from 4 exons. The record is from RefSeq and is a predicted model, not a curated record. Gene Ontology annotation, biological process: double-strand break repair via homologous recombination.
UGAAGAGAAAUUAAGCAUUAAACAACAAAAAGUAGAAAAACUCGCAUCGUGAGACCUUAACUAAUAAGAUUAGAUUGUAGUAUUAUAGUUAGGAAAUGGCAGAGCCAGAAGUAGUGGAAGAUUUCUUUGGAGUUUAUUUAUUGUACAACAUAAACCCCAAAUACAAGGGCCGUACAUACAUCGGCUACACAAGAGACCCAAAUAGAAGGAUAAUGCAACACAACAGAGGGACAUGGGCUGGUGGUGCACACAGGACUAGCAACAGAGGCCCAUGGAAGAUGGUCAUGAUAGUCCACGGUUUCCCGAACAACAUAUCUGCUUUGAGGUUUGAAUGGGCUUGGCAGAACCCAACAAAGACAACAAGACUGCAGCACUUGUCCCUAAAGAGAGUUCCUAGAAAGGAGACUGAGUUCCGCUUCCAGCUUCGAGUUGUCAGCGAAAUGCUCAGGGUUGGGCCGUGGUGUCGUCUGCCUCUCACCAUCAGGUGGCUGGAGAAAGACUUUUAUGAAGAAUUUCCACCGGAAAGAGAACCACCUUCUCAUAUGAAAAUUUGCCACGGACCAGUGAAAAGCAAGAAUCUAAGGAAAUCCAAGGACACCCAUGCAACCCACACAGAAUGCCUCCUUUGCUCCGGCUAUAUUACCAGCGCUAACUCCAAACUGUCCUGUUUAAACCCUCACUGUGACCUUGUAUCUCAUAUAACAUGUCUUGCCCAGUUAUUCUUAGAACCCACUGAAUUUGUUCCCAUACAAGGACAGUGUCCUUUUUGUAGUACAAUGCUCAAAUGGGGUGACCUAAUAAGAAAAAUGAGAGGUUGUGGUCAGGAUACACUGAGCCAGGAAGAUGACAACUGUAGCAAUGAUGAUGAUGAAAUUUUGUCACAAGACAGAGCUUUUGUUGAUAAUAAUUCCAUUUGGUUACAAGACUGUGAUGAGUUAUGACGAAAAAUAUACAAUAUGGGCUUGAGUGUAA